GCUGCUGGUGAUGACUGCGUCGCUGCUGGUGGUGACUGCGUCGUUGCUGUUGCUGUGUCUCCGUUCGCGUUUAUUAGACGCUGCUGUUGCUGCUGUGCUAGCUACGGGCUGGCGGGCGGUGCUGAUGGUGACUUCGUCGUUGCUCUUGCUGUGUCUCCGUUCGCGUUUAUUAGACGCUGCUGUUGCUGCUGUGCUAGCUACGGGCUGGCGGGCGGUGCUGACCUGGAAACGUCGUUGAGCUGCUAUCCGGCCGGAUCGUCGUCGUUGUUGCUGUUUGCCACACCGCCACGGAGACGCUAGCUUGAAUGGAAACAGCCUGCCUGGUCCGUCUACCCUGAUGCGAGCAUACAAACUGCAGCUGGAGGGAGGCAUUCGUCGAGUCCAACGUCGUUGCCAGGAGACAUGCUAGGGUAAAACGCCGCUGUUAACUGGUCCAGUGUGUUGACCAGGGUCAAGACAAAAAGUCGGGUCGUCAAAAUUUCCAAAUGGCUGUUGAGGCGAGAAAACUCCCUGCUGUUGCUGCAGCUGUUUGUUGUUGCUUCUGCUUGGGAAUGUGUUUACGCCUGCUGAUCCCGUUUAUUAAUGAAGGCGCUACUUGAUGCUGCUGUACUGGCAUCGAAGUGGUGGGCGAGAGACAAGUUGGCAUCAUUCUCGAAGCUCCCAUCAGGCCUGGUCAUCUUACGUUCCAGUGUCACUGAUCACCACAUCCUACGCGGUGAUGCCAGCAUGUAUCAGGCGUCGGCCAUUCGGGUCCGUCAGCCCUGAUGCAGGCAUCCCAAUUUCGGCAGGAAGGAAAACAAGCGCCGCAGUUCAGGUGCUUUUACAGGAACAGGAAAGCGGUUGUGAAGUGCCAGACAAAGCAGCAGAUGGAGCCAUCAUAAAGCGGAGAUUGUUUCGGGCACAAAUCCAUCAGUUUGGAAUGAAGACGGAUCACCAGUGAUGCAUUCACCAUCUCGCCAGGAUAGCGCUAUUUGAGUGCGCAGUCUAUAUCAUCCAGUAGGUGUUAUAAGUUAGAUUUUACCAUUUAUAUGUGAGACAUUUUCCUUUUUUAAAAUAAUCUGUAAGUGAGCCUUUAGCCUUUUUUUAUUUAUUUAUUUUCUAUUUAUAUAUUUUGCCACCCCUUCCGCCAGUUUUGGUUUAUGGAAUGGUGCUAUUUGCAG
Drosophila mauritiana is the source of this 1160-nucleotide messenger RNA. RefSeq lists its product as uncharacterized. The transcript is spliced from 3 exons. The record is from RefSeq and is a predicted model, not a curated record. Lineage: Eukaryota; Metazoa; Arthropoda; Insecta; Diptera; Drosophilidae. The coding region runs from base 599 to 940 and encodes 113 amino acids.